CAAACAGAUUGUCUGUCUGGAUUUGAACCUAGGGUGUUUUCUGGAAUUCAGCCAACAGGAAUUCCUCAUAUUGGUAAUUAUGCAGGUGCUGUCAGUAACUGGGUGAAGCUCCAGCAUCAAUAUCCAGACAAUAUUUUGCUCAGCAUUGUUGACCUUCAUUCCAUCACUUUGCCACAGAAUUGUGAACACUUAAGACAGAACACCCUUGACAUGACAGCUUGUUUGUUAGCGUGUGGUAUUGAUCCAGAAAAGACCAUUCUUUUUCAGCAGUCAUUGGUGCCUGCUCACACUGAACUGGCAUGGAUCUUGUCCUGUCUGUGUACAGUUCCCAGGCUGCAGAGGCUUCCUCAGUGGAAGGAAAAGAAAGAAAAAGUAAAGGACCCCAGUGUUGGUUUACUCACGUACCCAGUUUUGCAGGCUGCUGACAUAAUGCUGUACAAAGCAUCACUUGUACCAGUGGGAGAAGAUCAAAUCCACCAUAUUGAAUUGACAAGAGACUUGACUCGAGAAGUGCCUAAAAUUCGGAGUUUACGCAAUCCACUGAACAAAAUGAGCAAGUCGGAUGUUAAUGUGAACAGCCGAAUAGAACUUCUGGACACACCUGACCAGAUCAAGGAGAAAAUAAAGAAAGCUGUCACAGAUUUCACUUCAGAAGUGACAUAUGAUCCUGAAAACCGGCCUGGAGUGUCUAAUCUUGUUGAAAUUCAUAUGGCAUUGACUGAAUUGUCUGUAGACGAAAUUGUGGAAGAGUCAUUUCUUUGUGCUGAGAAUACAGACAUGUAUAAGCAACGACUGGCAGAGGUGAUCAUUGAAAAAUUAUCUCCUAUCAGGGCACAGGUAUUGAGAUAUCAGAAAGACCCUAAAUAUCUCUUGGAUGUUUUACACAGUGGAGCAGCAAAAGCUUCAGUUCUUGCUGACAAGACAAUGACUGAAGUGAGAAGACUUGUUGGUCUAAGAUAA
Messenger RNA from Candidula unifasciata, 960 nucleotides. Lineage: Eukaryota; Metazoa; Mollusca; Gastropoda; Stylommatophora; Geomitridae. The record is from the annotation of a GenBank genome assembly.